This is a messenger RNA of Manis javanica (Malayan pangolin), 9919 nucleotides long. The record is from RefSeq and is a predicted model, not a curated record. Lineage: Eukaryota; Metazoa; Chordata; Mammalia; Pholidota; Manidae.
GCCGGAAGCUUCAGCCACCGCCGCCGUCGUCCUCUCCCCGUCCCCGCCCGCCGGGUACCGUCGGAGGUUGACAGGUCGUGGCGGGGAGGCGGCGGCGGCGGGGGCAGAGCCGGGCGCCCAGGACGGAGAACCCAUGGGGAACGCUCCGAGUCACAGCAGUGAAGACGAAGCGGCAGCCGCUGGUGGCGAGUGCUGGGGCCCGCACCAGGACUGGACUGCGGACUCGGGAACGACCCCCGGCCCGGGCCAGGCGGCCGCGGCGCUGCCGCCCGCCGCGGCGCUUCUGGAGCCGGCCCGGCUGCGAGAGGCAGCGGCUGCGUUGCGGCCCGCGCCGCCCUGCGAGUCUCUGGUGUCCAGGCACCACGGAGCGCUCUUGCGCUGGCUGGAAGAGCGGCUGGGCCGCGGCGAAGAAUCCGUCACCCUGGAGCAGUUCCGGGAGCUGCUGGAGGCUCGCGGCGCUGGCUGCUCCGGCGAGCAGUUCGAGGAGGCCUUUGCCCAGUUUGAUGCUGAGGGUGAUGGUACAGUUGAUGCUGAGAACAUGUUGGAAGCCCUCAAGAAUUCCAGUGGAGCUAAUCUGCAGGGGGAGCUGAGCCACAUCAUCAGACAACUGCAAGCCUGUUCUCUUGUUCCGGGUUUCAUAGAUAUAUUUUCAGAGUCCAAGGAGGGCCUGGGUACUCACUCGUCAAUGAUCCUGCGCUUCCUGCAUCGCAAUCGGCUCUCUAGCACAGCCAUCCCUUACCCCCUGCUGGACCACUGCAACAACAUGUGCACCAUGAGGGCUUCUGUUCUGAAGGAGUCUCUGGAUCAAAUGAUACAGAAAGAAAAGGAAAGCCCUGGAGAUCUAACCAGAAGCCCAGAGAUGGAUAAAUUCCAGUCAGUAGCAAAGUGCUAUGCUUAUAUAGAAACUUCCUCCAACCCUGCAGACAUUGACAAGAUGACCAAUGGAGAAGCAUCAUCCUACUGGCAGUCAGAUGGCAGCGCCCGCUCACACUGGAUCCGUUUAAAAAUGAAGCCAGACGUUGUGCUUAGGCACCUGUCCAUUGCAGUGGCUGCUGCUGACCAGAGCUACAUGCCACAGCAGGUGACCGUAGCUGUAGGGAGGACUGCCAGCGAUCUUCAGGAAGUCCGCGAUGUGCACAUUCCCAGCAAUGUGACUGGCUACGUGACACUGCUGGAAAAUGCCAACAUCAGUCAGCUCUAUGUCCAGAUUAACAUAAAGCGUUGUCUUAGCGAUGGAUGUGACACUAGAAUUCAUGGUCUGAGGGCUGUUGGCUUUCAGAGAAUUAAGAAGUCUGGGGUCUCAGUCUCAGAUGCCUCUGCAAUAUGGUAUUGGUCUCUGCUGACAUCUCUGGUGACAGCUUCCAUGGAGACAAAUCCCGCCUUUGUCCAGACAGUGCUACACAAUACACAGAAGGCCCUGCGGCACAUGCCCCCACUCUCCCUCUCACCAGGAUCUACUGAUUUCUCAACUUUCCUGUCCCCUAAUGUUCUGGAAGAAGUGGACAGCUUCCUCUUAAGGAUAACUAGCUGCUGUUCCACUCCAGAGGUGGAGCUGACUCUUCUGGCUUUUGCGCUAGCGAGAGGAAGUGUUGCCAAAGUGCUGAGCUCUCUGUGUACCGUCACUGACCACCUGGACACACUCUAUGAUGCCUCAUCCCUCAUCUCAUCCAUGGCCUCAGUCAGGCAGAACCUUCUCCUUAGAUAUGGUAAACCUCUCCAGUUGACUCUUCAGGCCUGUGAUGUCAAAGGAAAAGAAGAGAAGUCAGGACCUGAAAACCUCCUUGUUGAACCAUGGACAAGGGAUGGUUUUCUUACAGAGACUGGAAAAACCAGAGCAAGUACAAUUUUUUCUACAGGAACUGAAUCUGCCUUCCAAGUUACACUGAUCCGGAUUAUGGUUCGGCGUGGUGGUAUUGGUGCCCAGUGUGGGCUGGUGUUUGCCUAUAACUCAUCUUCUGAUAAAUUUAAUGCAGAAGAACACUUCAAAAGGUUUGAAAAAUAUGACAAAUGGAAGCUUCAGGAAUUCAGACAAUUUGUAAAAAGCAGGAGGAUUGGUCGUUCAUCUGAUGACCUGGGAGAGGAUGAUCCUAUUGGCUGGUUUGAGCUGGAAGAAGAGUGGGAUGAAGCAGAUGUCAAAUUGCAACAGUGCAGAGUUGCCAAAUAUUUGAUGGUGAAGUUCCUCUGCCCCCGUCAGGAGUCAGCAGAGCGCUUGGGAGUUCAAGGCUUGAGCAUCAGUGGGUACCUCCGACCUGCGAGAGCAGAAGCGCAACAACAGAGCAUCGUCUGUGCUCACUGCAGAAAGGACACGGAGGAGAGUGUCUGCGGGGCCGCACUGCUCCUCAGGACCCUGCAGUUCAUUCAGCAGCUCGCCCAUGACCUGGUACAGCAGAAGGAAAGUGGCUUGAAAUAUAGAUCUUUUCUGGACUUUGCUGGUCUUGAUCUGGAGAUCUUCUGGAAUUUUUACAAUAAAUUAAAGCAAAACCCAAGGGAAGAAUGCAUCUGCGCCCAGACCCUGCUUCUACAGCUCCUGCAAAGCUGCUUCUGGGUGCUGCGGGGAGACACACCAGCUGCCCCCAAGGAGUCAAAGGCUCUAAGACAGAGCCCUAGAGGGGUGGAGGCUGCCAAGGAGCUCUACACACACUUAUGUGAUGUGGUGGAUAGGGUGGAUGGAAACUCUGUGCCUGUGGAAAUAUUAAAACAAGAAGUCAGGAAUACUCUUCUUAAUGGGGCUGCCAUCUUCUUUCCUGAUCGACAGACCCGGAGGAACCAGCUCUUCACCAUGAUGAAUGUCACCGAGCAGGAACACAAGCAGUCCCUGCAGCUCACUUUCCGCUCACUGUGCACAUAUUUUAGUGAUAAGGAUCCAGGCGGCCUCCUGCUGUUACCUGAGAAAGGCGAGCUGGCCGACAUGAACAUCAGCGAAGUACUUGGAGUCAUGAGCACUCUCGUCACCGUUGCUGCUCGAGAGUGUGAGCUGUUGAUGCUCAAUGGGGCCCAAGGGGAGGUUGGCUCUGUGCUCUUCUCCCUGUUCUGGUCCGUCCAAGGCAGCCUGCUUUCCUGGUGCUACCUGCAGCUGAAGAGCAUGGACUCUGCAGCCAAAGAUCUUGCCGUUGACCUUAUUGAAAAAUAUGUGGGACAGUUUCUGGCCAGCAUGAGAGUGAUUUUGGAAUCCCUUUUGUCUCAGUAUAGUGGAAAAACCAUAGUAGAAAAAUUAUGUAAUUCAGUGUUUUCCAUGGCAGCUCGUCAACUGGUAGUCUUCCUACUGGACUUCUGCGCGUUAGACAUUUCCCACUGCACACUCCUAAGAGAGUUCAGUGCCCUCACAGAGCUUCUCAAGAAGCUCUGCAGCGAUCCCGAGGGAGGACUGAAUAAGAUGGACGUUGAGACUUGGCAACAGGAACGUCCUGUGGUGUUACAUACAUGGACUAAGGAGUCUGCCCACAACUAUGAAAACAACUGCCAUGAGGUGUCUGUCUUUGUUAGCCCAGGGGCAACAUAUUUUGAGGUGGAAUUUGAUGAGCGGUGUGAAACUGAAAAAAGGUAUGAUUAUCUGGAAUUUACUGAUGCUAGAGGUGGAAAAACGCGCUAUGACACAAAAGUUGGCACUGACAAAUGGCCCAAGAAAGUGACCUUUAAGGCUGGUCCUCGGCUGCAGUUUCUCUUUCACUCUGACAGCAGUAACAACGAGUGGGGCUACAAGUUCACUGUCACUGCCUAUGGCCUGCCUGAUGUGGCUGUGUCUUGGGGGUUGGAUUUGCAGCUCCUUGUUUCCCGACUGAUGGGACGCCUUGCUUCCCAGUGCAUGGCGCUCAAGUCUGUGCACCGUAAGUCCACGUGCCCGUCCCUUUCCUUCUUACUACAGCCGUGUCAUCAAAUGUGCCCAGAGUUGGGAGAAGAAGCAAGCUGGCCCACUCACCCACACCAGGAUAGUAAAGAGGUUAAGAACAUCCCUGAUGAUCCUUGCCACCAUUUUCUUCUUGAUUUUGCACAGUCAGAUCCUGCCCAGAACUUCUGUGGGCCAUAUUCAGAACUUAUCAAAGGAUUCAUACAGGCAUGUAGAAAACAGGCCCCAAAGACAGAUAUAGUUGCUGGUUCCACUAUUGAUCAAGCUGUGAACGCCACCUUUGCUGCUCUGGUGUAUCGCACUCCAGAUUUAUAUGAGAAGCUGCAAAAAUAUGUAAACAGUGGGGGCAAGGUAGCCCUGAGCGAGGAGUUUGCACAGGUGUAUUCCCUGGCAGAUGGGAUUCGAAUAUGGAUGUUAGAGGUGAAGCAGAAGUCCCUGAUGAGCCUGGGGAACGAGGCCGAAGACAAGCGCGGGUCAGAGGCUGCUGAGGCCAACCCUGAGAGCCUGGCAAAAGAGUGUAUUCAGAAGAGUCUUCUCUUACUAAAAUUCUUGCCCGUGGGUGUAAGUUUGAAAGGAAGCUGUGACAGGUUGGUGACUGGAGCUGAGACUGAUCAUCUGCAACCCCUUGACAAGCGCCAGAGGACGAGCUCCGUGGUGGAAGAGUAUUUCCAAGCCUCAGCAUCUCCCACUGACGCAGCUCUUCCUGCUGUGGGAGACAGGAGUCCCAGCUCGGACGUCCAGCCAAAGCUGCCGCCCAGCGGUGGCCCUGCUGCCUCAGAAAUGCCCUCUGCUACAGCCGAAGAGCCCUCGUCCCCUUGCACUCCCACCCGGCGGCCUCCCUUCACCCGAGGGCGACUCCGGCUGCUCUCCUUCCGAUCAAUGGAGGAAGCUAGGCCAAUUCCCACGGUGAAAGAGAAAUACCCUGUACUGAAGGACGUCCUGGACUUCAUCAAAGAUCAGUCACUCUCCCAUGAGAGUGUUAUAAAGGUUCUUUCCUUGAGGAAAGCCCAAGCCCAGAGCAUCCUCGAAGUCCUGAGGAUAAUUCAGUAUUGUGCAGAAUCCCUCGGGCAGCCCCAUUGCUUCCAUCCACCUUAUAUACUUUUCCUGUUGGAACUUCUGACCUGCCAGAAAGAGUUUACCAAUUAUUUCGGACACUUGGAGGGCUGUGGUGCAGAUCUACACAAAGAAAUUCGAGAUACUUACUAUCAAUUUGUUCUGUUUUUGGUCAAAGCAAUUAAAGGAUAUAAUAGCAUAAAUGACAGGUCCUUUCUGCCAGCCCUGUCCUGUGUUCAGACAGCCCUGCUCCACCUUUUGGAUAUGGGCUGGGAACCCAGUGACCUUGCCUUCUUUGUCGACAUUCAGUUACCAGACCUCCUCAUGAAAAUGUCGCAAGAAAAUAUAAGUGUCCAUGACAGUGUGAUCAGCCAAUGGAGUGAAGAAGAUGAGCUUGCUGAUGCCAAGCAAAAUUCAGAAUGGAUGGAUGAGUGUCAGGACGGCAUGUUUGAGGCCUGGUAUGAAAAAAUAGCCCAGGAAGAUCCAGAGAAGCAGAGGAAAAUGCACAUGUUUAUUGCUCGCUAUUGUGACCUGUUAAAUGUGGACAUCUCCUGUGAUGGGUGUGAUGAGAUUGCCCCCUGGCACCGCUACCGGUGUCUGCAGUGCAGUGAUAUGGAUCUCUGCAAAACUUGCUUCCUAGGUGGGGUAAAGCCGGAGGGCCACGGAGAUGACCAUGAAAUGGUCAACAUGGAGUUUACCUGUGACCACUGCCAGGGUUUGAUCAUAGGCCGGAGGAUGAAUUGCAAUGUGUGUGAUGACUUUGAUCUUUGCUAUGGAUGUUAUGCGGCAAAGAAAUAUUCCUAUGGCCAUUUGCCUACCCACAGUAUCACAGCCCAUCCGAUGGUGACCAUCCGGAUCAGUGACCGGCAGAGGCUCAUCCAGCCCUACAUCCACAACUACGCCUGGCUGCUCUUUGCUGCCCUGGCUCUCUAUAGCGCCCACCUGGCCAGCGCAGAGGAUGUGGAUGGCGAAAAGCUGGAUGCCCAGGCCUGUGGCAGUGCCAUCACUCUGCGAAGCCAGUGCAUGCAACUUGUGGGGGACUGUCUGAUGCAGGCUCACCAGGGAAAAGGUCUUAAAGCUCUAGCUCUUCUUGGUAUGUUGCCAGAUGGUGACUCUACUUCAGAAAAUCAGGCCCCACCAGUUACUGUACCGACCAGACCAUCAGAGGAGCAGCGAGAGAAGAAAACUGUCCAGGUUGCUGAGGAGCCAGCAGACACCAGCCCUUUUGUGCACUGCAAUGGAAAGAGAGAUGUUCAUAAGGAAGUCAGAACUUUUGAUUGCAAGCAGAGAAAUAAGGCAGCUGAAGGUGUAUCAUUAAUGAAGGAUCCUUUAUGUCAGACUCAGAUUUCAGACUCACCUGCAGAUGCUAGCACACCUACAGGACUUCCAGAUGCUGAGAGUUCAAAAGCAUCAUCUCAGAAGCCCAUUGAGGAAAAAGCAGUUAUUCCAAGCCCUGAGCAAGUGUUUGCUGAGUGCUCCCAAAAGAGGAUUUUGGGAUUACUAGCAGCCAUGCUACCUCCCUUAAUGUCGGAUCCCACAGUUCCCCUGAUAGACCAGGAGCAUGUCCUCCCACUCAUGUUUCAGGUUGUCAUCUCAAACGCAGGCCACCUGAAUGAAACCUACCACCUCACCCUGGGUCUUCUCGGCCAGUUAAUCGUCCGCCUUUUACCAGCAGAGGUAGAUGCUGCAGUGAUCAAGGUCCUCUCAGCCAAACACAACCUGUUUGCGGCAGGGGACAGCUCCGUUGUGCCAGAUGGCUGGAAGACCACCCAUCUGCUCUUUAGCCUGGGAGCUGUGUGUCUGGACAGCCGCGUGGGCCUGGACUGGGCGUGCUCCAUGGCGGAGAUCCUGCGGUCCCUCAAUAGUGCCCCCCUGUGGCGUGAUGUCAUGGCUUCCUUCACAGACCACUGCAUCAAGCAGUUGCCUUUCCAGCUGAAGCACACCAACAUUUUCACCCUACUCGUGCUGGUCGGCUUCCCCCAGGUCCUCUGUGUGGGCACCCGCUGUGUUUAUAUGGAUAAUGCCAACGAACCACAUAAUGUGAUCAUCUUGAAGCACUUCACUGAGAAGAACAGGGCUGUGAUCGUCGAUGUUAAAACCCGGAAAAGGAAAACAGUGAAGGACUACCAGCUGAUCCAGAAAGGAGGAGGGCAGGAAUGCAGUGACUCUCAAGCCCAGCUGAGUCAGUACUCCCAGCACUUUGCCUUUAUUGCCAGUCACCUCCUGAAAACCAGUAUGGACAGCCAGUGUUCUGAGGCAGUGGAAGCAACUUGGGUCCUGUCCCUGGCCCUCAAAGGAUUAUAUAAAACUCUAAAGGCUCAUGGUUUUGAGGAGACCCAUGCUACCUUCCUUCAGACUGAUUUGCUGAAACUGCUGGUGAAAAAGUGCAGCAAAGGGACGGGCUUCAGUAAAACAUGGCUCCUCCGGGACCUGGAAAUUUUGUCAAUCAUGCUGUACUCCUCAAAGAAGGAGAUCAGCGCUUUGGCAGAGCAGGGCGACCUGGAGCUGGAUGAACGAGGGGCUCUGGAGGAGGAGGUGGGACGGCCGGUCCGCAGCCCUAGUGAACCAGAGCAGAGAAAGUCAGACCCUCUUGAAAGCCUGGAUGAGCCCACCAGAAUUUGUUUCUUGAUGGCUCAUGAUGCCCUCAACGCCCCUCUGCACAUUCUUCGGGCCAUAUACGAACUGCAGAUGAAAAGGACCGAUUCUUUCUUCCUGGAGGUUCAGAAGAGGUUUGAUGGAGAUGAGCUCACCACGGAUGAAAGGAUACGGACGCUGGCUCAGAAGUGGCAGCCCAGCAGGAGUCUGAGGUUGGACGAGCAGAGUGCCAAAGCUGUGGAUACAGACAUGAUUAUCUUACCCUGCUUGUCCAGGCCCGCACGCUGCAACCAGGCCACAGCCGAGUCAAACCCUGUGACCCAGAAGUUGAUCUCCAGCACAGAGAGUGAACUGCAGCAGAGCUACGCUAAGCAGCGGCGUAGCAAGAGCGCUGCCCUCCUGCACAAGGAGCUGAACUGCAAGAACAAGAGGGCGGUGCGGGACUACCUUUUCCGAGUGAAUGAGGCCACAGCUGUCCUGUAUGCCCGCCAUGUGCUCGCGUCCCUGCUCGCCGAGUGGCCAGGCCAUGUUCCAGUGAGCGAGGACAUCCUGGAGCUAAGUGGACCUGCCCAUAUGACCUACAUUUUGGAUAUGUUCAUGCAGCUGGAAGAAAAGCAUCAGUGGGAAAAGAUCCUGCAGAAGGUGCUCCAAGGCUGCCAAGAGAACAUGCUGGGGAGCAUGGCCCUGGCUGCCUGCCAGUUCAUGGAGGAGCCAGGAAUGGAGGUGCAAGUGAGGGAAUCGAAACACCCAUAUAACAACAACACCAACUUUGAGGAUAAAGUUCACAUUCCUGGUGCAAUCUACCUCUCCAUCAAAUUUGAUUCUCAAUGCAAUACGGAAGAAGGCUGUGACGAAUUAGCCAUGUCCAGCAGUAGCGACUUUCAGCAGGAUCGACACAAUUUCAGUGGGUCUCAACAGAAAUGGAAAGAUUUUGAGCUUCCAGGAGACACUCUGUAUUACCGCUUCACCUCUGACAUGAGCAACACUGAGUGGGGCUACAGAUUCACUGUCACAGCUGGACACCUGGGGCGAUUCCAGACAGGAUUCGAGAUUUUGAAGCAGAUGUUGUCAGAAGAAAGAGUCGUGCCGCACCUCCCAUUGGCCAAAAUUUGGGAAUGGCUGGUGGGCGUGGCCUGUCGCCAGACUGGUCAUCAGCGAUUAAAGGCCAUCCACCUACUUCUGAGGAUCGUGCGAUGCUGUGCCCGCAAUGACCUCUGUGACCUUGCGCUGUUAAAGCCCCUGUGGCAGCUCUUCAUCCACAUGGAGUACAGCCUGUUUGAGGAUGUGACACAACCUGGCAUCCUCCUGCCACUGCACCGUGCCCUCACCGAGCUCUUCUUCGUCACCGAGAACCGUGCCCAGGAGCUUGGUUUGCUGCAGGAUUACCUGCUGGCCUUAACCACUGAUGACCACCUGCUCCGCUGUGCGGCCCAGGCUCUGCAGAACAUUGCUGCUAUCAGCCUGGCCAUCAACUACCCAAACAAGGCAACCCACCUCUGGAAUGUCGAGUGUUAGCCCUUGGUAUGGCGUGCAUGGAACCGGCUAAUCUGUCCACAGGAAUUUUAGAGCAGAUAUCUAAACUCAUUCAGGAAGAUUCCUGUGACAUCAGCACCCGGCUCUCCCUGAGCUCCCACUUCCACUCCGAUUAGAAUGCCAAGCAGCCGUGUCUCCAGAACUUCCCCGUGUCACGAGCUGGCCGCCCGCAUGUACGGUAGCAUGUGAGAAUGGACAGAGCAGUGUAGUUACUCAGAGGGCAGGCGGCAGGUCCUUGACAAGCUUGUGCAGAGGCAGCCUUCUCCAGGGUCUGCCCCCGUGGAAACCACAGCCCCGGGAGGACCUGGAAGCAGUCCCUGCGGAAAGCGUUCUGUCCCAGUUGAGCUGGAACUGCCUGCCCUUGCCUUUCAGGUGAAGACAGUCCCCCCAGUGCCUCUUUUUUCAGCCAGGACCCCAGUGGCAGCAACAGCCUGGGAGCUCUUCUUUUGCUUUUGUUUCUUGAGACCAGGUGAUCCAGACCAAACCAGUGUGGGCCUCUCCUGGCUACCACCUGGUCCCCAGGCAGUCAGCAAGGACUGGGUGCCAUGCUAGCUUCCCUGUGCAGCCGCGGUUGUCCCCAAGGAACCCCUGGUGAGAACACGUGCCCUUGGGAACAGCCAGCAGGCCGCCCAGGGCGUUCGCUUGUGUACCGGCUCCCGGCACAUCUGCGUUUAUUCAGUUGUAACACAUUUCAGUUUCCACCUCGCCCUUUAGAACAGAACCACACUGACUUCCUUGAGAAGGCCUCAAAGGAAUGAGCAGAGGUAAGGUCAUCUGGGGACCAGCUGGUGUGUGUGAAAGGAGAACUUGAGGAAUGCUCUAGCUUCUGGUCCGAAAGGCUUCAAGUGUUAGCAGAAGAGAUCUUAUUUUAGAAGUAAGAAAACACACACACAC